AUGUCGAGUCCAGACUUCAAUGCUGUGUUUCCGCCAGGGACAAUCAAACUUGAAGAACGGCAAGGACUGGUGUCUGAAUUUAAACUGAGUCCCACUCCUUCCAGUGAUCCUGAUGACCCUUUGAACUGGUCCCCGUUCAGGAAGGCCGUCAACUUUGGGCUCACUUGCUCAUAUGUUCUCUUCACCUUUGUCCUCGCAAGUGGGUCGAAUUUUGCCGGACUUGCCAUUGGAUGCCUGUUGUUUAUCCCCUGCGUCCACAAGUUUGGCCGUCGUCCCAUUUACUUGCUCAGUGCGAUCGUACAGCUUGCUUGUGCUAUCUGGUGGGCAAACUUUCACAAGGCCGGGGAACUCAUCGGUGUCAGUCUGCUGGCUGGACUCGCUGGCUCCAUCAGCGAGGCCGUGGUCAUGAUCACUAUUGUCGACCUCUUCUUUGUCCAUCAACAUGCUCGUAUGAAUGGCAUCUUUCUGUUUAUGCAGAGCCUGGCGUCCACAGGGGGCCCGAUUGCUGCUGGGUAUAUUAUUGAGUCGAUGGGGUGGCGAUGGAUGUGGUGGAUGAUCUGCAUCUUCCUUGCCGUCAACUUAACCCUCGUACUGCUCUUCUUCGAGGAGUCAAAAUACAUCCCCCUCGUGGUCGGUCAUUCCGAGUCCACUGAUAAUAACCAAGAGGGUGCACCGAAAUAUGAUGUUGACCAGAAGACUGGGGAACCGCGUACCCUCCGAGUAACUACUCGUUCAACGGCAGAUACCCGUCGCAGACGCAAGUCGAUUCGACAACGCCUGGCCUUCGUCACCCGCACAGACAUACCAGUAGCCCAGCACUUCUACCAGCCGCUGCUCAUUCUCUUCUCCUUCCCCGCUGUCACCUACACGGCCAUCACAUACGGCACGAUCCUGGCCUGGUUUUCGGCCAAUGCUUCGUCAGGCUCUUACUUCCUUUUGGACGAACCUUAUCAAUUCAGCCCGUCUGCAAUUGGCCUAUUCCACCUAGGGGGGUUUUUGGGCACCUUCAUCGCGACGCUGAUCGUUCCAGCUCUGAACGACAGGCUCAUUGUCCGAGCGGCCAAGCAGAAUGGUGGAAUCUUCGAGCCCGAAAUGCGUCUUUGGAUGAGCAUUCCAGGGGCUCUCUUGAACUGCGCCGGCUUGCUAAUUUAUGGUAUUGGACUAGGAAAAGGUCUGCAUUGGGCUCUGCUCGCCGUGGGUCAAGGAAUAUAUGGUUUCGGGUUUAUUACCACAGCUGAUGUGGCCCUGACAUAUCUUACUGACUGCUAUCCUGAUAUUCUUGGUGAUGCGUUGAUUGCUAUUGUUUUCAUCCGGAAUGGGUUUGCAAUGGUGGUUCGCUUUGCCUUCACCCCUUGGAUCACCGGUAUGGGAAUCGAGAAUACAUUCAUUCUCAUCAGCAUGCUGGCCCUGGUCACCGUGACAUUGCCGAUUCUCUUGAUGGUCUAUGGGAAGAGAGCCCGGGCAAGCACGGCCGAGAAGUACCGAAAAUAUGCCGCGCGGCAGCCAGUUCAUCGGCAGAAAUAA
This is a messenger RNA of Aspergillus nomiae NRRL 13137, 1524 nucleotides long. RefSeq lists its product as uncharacterized. The record is from RefSeq and is a predicted model, not a curated record. Gene Ontology annotation, biological process: transmembrane transport. The coding region runs from base 1 to 1524 and encodes 507 amino acids. The transcript is spliced from 6 exons. Gene Ontology annotation, molecular function: transmembrane transporter activity. Lineage: Eukaryota; Fungi; Ascomycota; Eurotiomycetes; Eurotiales; Aspergillaceae.